Punica granatum (pomegranate) is the source of this 1443-nucleotide messenger RNA. The record is from RefSeq and is a predicted model, not a curated record. Lineage: Eukaryota; Viridiplantae; Streptophyta; Magnoliopsida; Myrtales; Lythraceae.
UCUGUUCCCAAGAAGAAUCACCGCCUAUCCACAGAGGAGGAGGAAGAAGAUAUGAAGCAAGGACUUCUCCUAUGGAGUCCUUGCCCCCACUCACUGAACCCACUCUUGCCCUCCCUCCGCUUCCCCUUACGCAUUCCUAAGCGCCCCGUCGUCUCCGCCGCCCUCGAGUCAACCGCCGACGCGCAGCAGCCCCCGCCGGCGGAGGCUCAGCUGAGCGCCCGGGAGAGGCGGCAGCUGAGGAACCAGAGGAGGGAGAGCAGGGCGGCCUACAACUGGAGGGAGGAGGUCGAGGAGAGGCUCAUCAAGAAGCCGAAGAAGCGGUACGCCUCGUGGACGGAGGAGCUCAACCUCGACAACCUCGCCCAGCUCGGACCUCAGUGGUGGAUCGUCCGGGUCUCCCGCAUCAGGGGUCAGGAGACCGCUGAACUCAUCGCCCGCUCCCUCGUCAGGAAAUACCCCGAGAUCGAAUUUAAGGUCUAUGCGCCUGCUGUCCAAGAGCGGAGAAGACUGAAGAAUGGAACUUACUCUGUCAAGCCGAAGCCCCUGUUCCCGGGGUGUGUUUUCUUGAGAUGCGUACUGAACAAAGAGUUGCACGACUUCAUAAGAGAGUGUGAUGGAGUCGGAGGUUUUGUGGGGUCUAAAGUUGGAAACACAAAAAGACAAAUCAACAAGCCUAGGCCAGUGUCUUUUGAUGACAUGGAAGCAAUCUUCCGGAAGGCAAAAGAAGAGCAAGAGAAGACUGACCGAGCUUUCGAGGAAGAGCAGAAAGCAGCAGGCAUCCUCAAUCCUGAGAGUUUAGGUUCUGAUGAUUCUAUAGAAUCUGCUUCCGAGACACCGAAGCGAUCCCGAAAAUCUUCAUCAACCAAAAGUGGUGGUAAAGAAAAGGCUAAUCCUCUUGCCCCAGGUUCAACAGUCCAAGUUCUUUCUGGAACUUUUGCUGGAUAUGAAGGCAGCUUAAAAAAGUUGAACCGCAGAUCUAAGAAGGCAACGGUCGGUUUCACCUUGUUUGGGAAAGAAACCUUGGUUGAACUUGAUGUUGCUGAAAUUGUAGCCGAGGCCAAGUAAAUGUACAGCUCUUUUGAAUGAUCCUCCUCAACAGGUUUCAGAAUACUGACCAGAACAGCAGCAGGAUUUGGCUGUACCUAUUUUCCCUGACGGUACGACUAUUCUUCAAAUCAUGGAAGCGGGCUCCCGGCAAGAAAUUAUGAUUGACCUCCUGGCAAGAGCCUCAGCUGCCCUUUCGCUGGGGUAAGUCCCUUCAUCCAUUUUCGAGAGUAUUUAUAUGUAUCAAUCAGAACGUUCUGCAUCAGUCCUUCAUUCUAGUUCUAUUGAUAGGGUCCCCUUGAGUUUGACGAUGAUCUUUUAUCUAAGAGUGCUUGUGCUGUUAAUAGUUGAUGCGGACAGUUAUUCUCAACAGCUAGGCGAUUCAUGUUGCACUUUUUA